Messenger RNA from Helianthus annuus (common sunflower), 1700 nucleotides. RefSeq names its product beta-caryophyllene synthase. The transcript has 7 exons. Bases 57 to 1700 code for a protein of 547 amino acids. Gene Ontology annotation, molecular function: magnesium ion binding; terpene synthase activity. Gene Ontology annotation, biological process: diterpenoid biosynthetic process. NCBI's taxonomy places the organism in Eukaryota, Viridiplantae, Streptophyta, Magnoliopsida, Asterales, Asteraceae. The record is from RefSeq and is a predicted model, not a curated record.
UCUAUGCUAAAAUAAGCAAGUGCUUUGUAAUACCUAGAUUCAAACUUUUCUUUGAUAUGUCUUUCAAACAAGAGGAGGUAAUUCGUCCCAAUGCCAAUUUUCAUCCUGGUCGGUGGGGGGAUCAGUUUCUCGUCUAUGAAGAGCAUGAUGUUAAGCAAGCUGAGGUAGAACAAAUUGUCAAAGAUAUGAAGGAAGCUGUAAGGAAAGAUAUGUUGUCAUCUUUAGAAGUUCCAACAGAGCAUGCAAAUUUGUUAAAACUGAUUGAUGUCAUCCAACGUCUUGGUAUAGCCUAUCAUUUUGAAGAAGAGAUUGAACAAGCCAUGCAACGUAUUUAUGACGCAUAUGGUGAUGACUGGAAAGGAGGAAACCCUUCUCUUUGGUUUCGAAUCCUACGACAACAAGGCUUCCAUGUUUCAUGUGAUAUUUUCAAGGUAUACAAAGAUGAAAACGGGUCUUUUAAGGAAUCCUUAGCGAGUGAUGUCGAAGGCUUGCUUGAGUUGUAUGAAGCAACUUAUUUGAAAGUGCAAGGUGAAGUUGUGCUAGAAGACGCGCCUGUUUUUACGAGAACCCAUCUUAACAAAAUAGCAAAUGAUCUUACUCAGACCAACUCAGUGUUGUCUAGCCAUAUCCAAGACGCGCUAAAGCUACCUUUACAAAAAAGGGUGCCAAGGCUAGAGGCGUUAUGUUACAUUCCUUUCUACCAGCAACAAAGUUGUCAUAACGAGUCUCUACUUAAACUAGCCAAGUUAGGGUUCAAUUUGGUUCAAUCGUUACAUAAGAAAGAACUCAGCCAUCUUUCCAGGUGGUGGAAAAGUCUUGUCCCGAACAAUCUACCUUAUGUAAGGGACAGAUUGGUUGAAUCUUUCUUCGGGGCACUUUGUGUACACUUUGAGCCAAAAUACUCUCAAGCUAGAAUUUUUUUAACAAAAGUAUUUGCGAUGACAACAAUUCUUGAUGACACUUAUGAUGCUUAUGGUACUUAUGAAGAACUUAAGAUCUUUACUGAAGCAAUUGAAAGGUGGUCAAUAACAUGCAUAGAUGAGCUUCCAGAAUACAUGAAACAGAUAUACCAAGAAUUGUUGGAUGUUUACAUAGAAAUGGAAGAAAUCAUGGGAAAGGAGGGGAAAGCGCAUCAUGUUAGCUAUGCAAAAGAAGCUAUGAAAGAGUUAGUUAGAAGCUAUAUGACUGAAACGAACUGGGCACACAAGGGGAUUGUACCAACGACAGAUGAACACAUAGCCGUGUCAUACAUCAGCAGCGGGUAUGGAAUGCUCAUAGCAACAUGUUUUGUAGGCAUGGGUGAUAUGGUCACCGACGAGUCAUUCGAAUGGGCUCUCUCAAAACCUCCUAUUGUAAAAGCUUCAUGUGUAAUGGCUAGACUCAUGAAUGAUUUUUACUCCCAAAAGGAAGAGAAAGAUAGAAUGCAUGUUGCAUCUAAUGUUGUUAGCUACAUGAAGCAAUAUGAUGUCACAAAAGAACAUGCCCACAACGUAUAUACCGAUAAAAUAGAAGACUUAUGGAAUGAAAUUACCCACGAGUUCAUCAUGAACAGAAAAAUUCCACUGCCUCUAAUAUAUUGUUCGAUCAACUUGACUCGAUCUCUAGCUGUUAUAUAUGAAAGGAACGAUGGUUUCACUCAAGUGACAGAAGAACUAGUUGGUCAUAUUAAAUCUUUCCUUGUUCAUGGAAUGAACAUAUGA